AGAGUUGUGCUUGAAAUUUGAAGAAGCCUGCUCUUUGACUUGUAUUAGAUUUCCACUUUAUUCUAUUUUCCCUUCUGUCCAAACACCAAGUUUUUUUGGUUCCACAGACACAAUAAAACACAACCCAUCGGGUCUUUCCAGGAAGAAGCUCGUCUCUCUUGCUUUCUCAGCGAAAAUACCUAAGAUCAUGGGUAGAGCUCCUUGUUGUGACAAGGCGAAUGUGAAGAAAGGGCCAUGGUCACCUGAAGAAGAUGCCAAGUUGAAGGAGUAUAUAGAGAAACAUGGCACUGGAGGAAACUGGAUUGCUUUCCCACAGAAAGCUGGUUUAAAGAGAUGUGGGAAAAGUUGCAGGCUGAGAUGGCUUAACUAUCUCAGACCCAACAUUAAGCAUGGAGAAUUCUCUGAUGAUGAAGAUAGGAUAAUUUACACUCUCUUUCGUAACAUUGGGAGCAGGUGGUCAAUAAUAGCAUCUCAGUUGCCUGGGAGGACUGAUAAUGAUAUAAAAAACUACUGGAACACCAAGCUGAAGAAGAAGCUCAUGGGCAUGGCUAAUCAAUCUCAAAGAAAUUUACCUCAUCAUCAACAAGCUGCUACCUUUUCAUCUCUUCUUCAAACAUCAUCAUCCCCAUCAGCGUCUCCAUCACCACAACUUUCACCACCAUCAUCAACAAUAUCAUAUGCCAACAACAACUCUUAUUACACCACCCAGGCCACAAGGUUCACCGUUCUUGAUCAACCAAAUUCAUUCUCAAACAGUCUAUUGAGCAGCAAUUCUUGCAUCACUGCCGGCUCAAACAUUCUCCAGGCUCCCCAAGAGAGUAAUUUGUUGAGUCCUAUCCAGCAUUAUCAAGUGAAAGAUAGCGGCUUGAUGUUUGGAAACGAUCAAGUGGCCGCCAGUUGCAGCUCUUCAGAUGCCACCAAAGAAUUAGAGUAUGAUUAUGGCUGUAGAGGGAAUGGUGAUACCGUUCAAAUGGGUUUGCAGAAUUGUUUUUAUAACACAAAUGGGAGUUGGAGUCAUGAGCAGAAGCCGAAUAUUAAUGGGGGUUGGGAUGAAACGCCACUUAUGGACUAUGGACUUGAGGAGAUCAAGCAACUUGUCAGUACUAGUAGUUGCAACAAUAAUAGCAUUUUGUUUUGCAGUUAAAUCUGUACGGCUGAACGACUGAUGGAUGGUGAUGAUGGUGCUGGCUGUGGGUAAAAUCACAGAGAUCGUUGAAUUUAAGUUUCAAAUUUAGAUUCAGAUUGUAUGUAUGACUUUGGUGUUCUCGACGAAACAACAUUUUUUUUUUCUGACAGUAAAUGGCCAAAAAAUAUUGUUUUAUUUUGUGCAUUUCUUUUUGGGAAAUGAUGUAUGAAUUUGCCUGUUACAAAUUUAAGCUCACUAAAUCCGUUUUAUCAA
Molecule: messenger RNA, 1399 nt
Organism: Mangifera indica (mango)
Lineage: Eukaryota; Viridiplantae; Streptophyta; Magnoliopsida; Sapindales; Anacardiaceae
Product: transcription factor RAX2
Exons: 3
Coding region: 188-1144 (318 amino acids)
Source: RefSeq, a predicted model, not a curated record